This is a messenger RNA of Capsicum annuum, 3360 nucleotides long. Its product is annotated as protein RRC1. Lineage: Eukaryota; Viridiplantae; Streptophyta; Magnoliopsida; Solanales; Solanaceae. The transcript has 17 exons. Gene Ontology annotation, biological process: RNA processing. Gene Ontology annotation, cellular component: nucleus. The record is from RefSeq and is a predicted model, not a curated record. Gene Ontology annotation, molecular function: RNA binding. The coding region runs from base 94 to 2934 and encodes 946 amino acids.
GUUGUCGGAAUAUUACAUUUUUAAUGAUGUUUUUCUGAACCGAAGCAUGUUUACCAAAAUUUCUGUUUUCCAGUUGAAGUAUCUGGUGAGAAGAUGAGUUCUCGGAAGAAGACACCUUUCCAGAAGCAUAGAGAAGAGGAAGAGGCAAAGAAAAAGAGGGCAGAGGAUGAAACAGCUCGUCUGUAUCAGGAGUUUGUGGAAUCAUUCCAAGCGGAUAAUACGCCAGGUUCCAAGGCAUUUGUUAGAGGGGGAACCAUCAAUCCAAAUGAUAAGUUGAAGAUCGAUUCAGAAGGUGGAAAUUCUAAAGAUGAGGGUUCAGGUUUAAAGAAGGGAAGUAGGUAUGUGCCUUCUUUCUUACCACCUCCUAUGGCAACUAAGAGCAGAGAUUACGAGAAGAAGAAGGAGAAUAAGCCAAAGGAAAAAGAGAAGGGAAAGGCUAGGAACAUUGAUAAUUUUAUGGAGGAGCUGAAACAUGAACAAGAAAUGAGGGAAAGGCGCAACCAAGACCGUGAACAGUGGCGUGAUCGGAAUAUUGAAAAUUCUGCUCCAUCUAGUCGGUUUGAUGAACUUCCUGAUGACUUUGAUCCUAGUGGAAGGCCUGGAUCAUUUGAUGAUGGAGACCCACAAACGACGAAUCUCUAUGUAGGAAAUCUAUCACCUCAGGUUGAUGAGAAUUUUCUUUUGCGCACAUUUGGGAGAUUUGGUCCCAUUGCAAGUGUAAAAAUAAUGUGGCCAAGGACAGAAGAAGAAAGAAGGCGACAGAGGAAUUGUGGUUUUGUAGCUUUCAUGAAUAGAGCUGAUGCUCAGGCUGCAAAGGAUGAGAUGGAAGGAGUUAUUGUUUAUGAAUAUGAGUUGAAGAUUGGGUGGGGUAAAUCUGUCUCUCUGCCUUCUCAGGCACUCCCUGCUCCCCCUCCAGGACAUAUGGCUAUCAGGAGUAAGGAGGGUGCAACUGUUAUCUUAUCGGGUCCAUCAGGUCCUCCAGUUACUACUGUUCCAGGCCAGAAUUCUGAGUUGGUUCUCACUCCAAAUGUACCAGAUAUUAUGGUUGUUCCACCUGAGGAUGAUCACCUUCGCCACGUUAUUGAUACAAUGGCUCUGUAUGUUCUUGAUGGAGGUUGUGCUUUUGAACAAGCCAUAAUGGAGCGAGGCCGUGGAAAUCCUCUCUUUGGUUUCUUAUUUGAGCUUGGCUCAAAGGAGCAUACCUACUAUGUUUGGAGGCUUUAUUCUUUUGCUCAGGGAGAUACUCUUCAACGGUGGAGGACAGUCCCUUUCAUUAUGAUUACUGCUAGUGGGAGGUGGAUACCACCCUCGCUACCAACACCGAAAGGAGCUGAUCAUGAAAAAGAAGCUGGGAGCACAUAUGCUGCUGGAAGAAGCAGGCGAGUGGAGGUUGAACGGAGAUUGACCGAUGCUCAGAGGGAUGAAUUUGAGGAUAUGCUCCGUUCAUUGACACUAGAAAGAGGUCAAAUAAAAGAAGCAAUGGGUUUUGCUUUGGACAAUGCUGAUGCUGCUGGAGAGGUUGUUGAAGUUCUGACAGAGUCUUUGACACUUCAGGAAACUCCAAUCCCAACAAAAGUUUCUAGGCUUAUGCUUGUCUCUGAUAUUCUUCAUAAUAGUAGCGCUCCAGUGAAGAAUGCAUCUGCUUAUCGCAGCAAAUUCGAAGCGUCUUUACCAGACAUAAUGGAAAGCUUCAAUGAUCUAUAUCGAAGUAUAACAGGACGUAUUACUGCCGAGGCACUUAAAGAGAGAGUUCUGAAAGUGCUUCAAGUAUGGGCCGAUUGGUUUUUGUUUUCGGAUGCCUAUGUCAAUGGUUUACGAGCUACCUUUCUUCGAACUGGGAACUCUGGUGUGAUACCCUUUCAUUCUUUGUGUGGUGAUGCACCUGAAGUAGAACAAAGGACCAGCUCUGAUGACGCAGGUGACGGCAGCAAAGUUAACCCAGAUGGUGCGUUGGCAAUUGGGAAAGGAGCUGCAAUGAAGGAACUGUUAAGCCUUCCCUUUACUGAGCUAGAAAGACGAUGCAGGCACAAUGGUUUGUCUAUCGUAGGCGGUAGGGAAAUGAUGGUUGCUCGGUUACUUUAUCUGGAAGAGGCUGAAAAGCAGAGAGGUCAUGAACUAGAUGAAGAUUUGAAAUUUGCGAGCCAUUCAAGUUCUGCUAGGUUCCCCAGUAGCCGGAAAGAUAGCAACCUUGAGUUGGAUAGAAUGGUUCCUUCCGGAUGGAAUAGUCAAGUGGAUUGUGACAUACAACUCAAACGACGAGAUUCUGGAUCUUCAACCCCGGCAAAUUCUGCUCCACACCAUAAUUCAAUCGACUUUCACAGUGAGGGCAAAAGUGACACAAUUUUGCCUACAUCUAAAUGGGCCAGGGAGGAUGAUGAAAGUGAUGAUGAACAAAAGAGAAGUUCGAGGGACCUGGGGUUGACAUAUUCUUCUUCUGGAAGUGAGAAUGCUGGUGAUGGGCUUAGCAAGAUCAAGGAUGCAGAGCUUACAACUGACACUAGCAACUCAGCAUACCCGGAAAGUGGAAUGAACGAAGAGUUGAGACAAAAGCUGAGGCGUCUUGAGGUUGCAUUGAUUGAAUAUCGUGAAUCUCUUGAAGAACGAGGAAUAAAAGGUCCGGAUGAAAUUGAGAGGAAAGUUGAAAUCCAUCGGCAACACCUACAAUCUGAAUAUGGUUUAUUGAAGUUCAGCGAAGAUGCUUCAAAAAAAGGUAGGUCAUCUUUGGAGAGGAGGGAGAAAAGAGAUGAUUCUCGUGAAGCUUCUAGGAAGCGUCAGCGCAGCCGGAGCAGAAGUGGAAGCCCUCAGUGGAAAUCUUCCAGCAGAGACCGGGAUAGUGAUAGGGAAAAGCAUCGUGAGAGGGAAAGUAAGAGUGGAAGCAGGGAGAGGGAUGAUCAUGAUAGAGACAGAUCUAGGGAGAGAAGACGGGCCAGAUGAAUACGUAUGCGCUGUGCAAAACUACCUUAUAUCCAGAGUAUUUGCACUGCCAUUUCCUGGCAGAGAUGCAUUUGAGCAUUUUAUCUUUUCUGGGUGGCAAGUGCUGCACGAUGACCCUCUGUUAGUAUGCUGCACGGUGUGCCACAGAAAGAAAAAGAUGUUUCCCUGUGCAGCUCCGUGGUCUAGCAAAUUGUACAAUUGCAAAGAAUCUCAUGAAUGGCUGUGACUGCAUCUUACUGUAUGAUAUAAAUUUUAGCUGCAUUUGCUAAUGUGUUUACUGGAAGCUGUACUUAAGUAGUUAGUGGCUCCUAGUUUUCAUGUAACCUCUUUACUUUUAUGUGUUGUCUGAGAUAGUAUUGUUAGUUGCUAAUGAGGUAGAACGUUGAUCUUCUCAAAUUGUAUUUGAAAUAUUUGUUUCUACUUUUA